Asparagus officinalis (garden asparagus) is the source of this 1549-nucleotide messenger RNA. Its product is annotated as 3-hydroxyisobutyryl-CoA hydrolase-like protein 2, mitochondrial. The coding region runs from base 63 to 1289 and encodes 408 amino acids. Gene Ontology annotation, biological process: L-valine catabolic process. The transcript is spliced from 14 exons. Gene Ontology annotation, molecular function: 3-hydroxyisobutyryl-CoA hydrolase activity. Lineage: Eukaryota; Viridiplantae; Streptophyta; Magnoliopsida; Asparagales; Asparagaceae. The record is from RefSeq and is a predicted model, not a curated record.
UAUAAGCCCCCGUGCAGCCUUCACUAUCCAGCAGUCAACGUCUCAAGAAGUCCCAACAAAAAAUGCAGAGCCUAAAGCUACAAUCUUUAGCUUGGAGAUCUCGCCCAUCCCUUCGCUUUCUCCCCCAUCACCGUCGCCUCUCGGCCUCUGUCGCCGCCGCGACCGCCAUCCAAGACGACAAUCUCCAGAACCAAGUCCUUGUGGAGGGCAAAGCCAGUGCUCGAGCAGCGAUUCUCAACAGGCCAAAUUCGCUAAAUGCUCUCACGAGCAAUAUGGGGAUUCGGCUGAAGAAGUUGUAUGAGUCUUGGGAGGAUAAUGCUGAUAUUGGGUUUGUUAUGAUGAAGGGAAGUGGCAGAGCUUUCAGCGCAGGUGGAGAUGUUAUCAGUCUCUAUCACUUGAUAAAUCAAGGCAAAUUUGAGGAGUGCAAGGAUUUGUUCAGGAACAUAUACUCAUUUAUUUACACUCUGGGGACAUAUUUAAAGCCACAUGUGGCUGUCCUAGAUGGUAUUACCAUGGGAGGGGGAGGAGGAAUUUCGGUUCCUGGGACAUUUCGUAUUGCGACGGAUAAAACUGUUUUCUCCACUCCUGAAAUUCAUAUUGGCUUCCAUCCUGAUGCUGCAGCUUCCUUCUACCUUUCACAUCUCACCGGUUAUGUAGGGGAAUACUUGGCUCUGACAGGUGAGAAGAUCAAUGGAGUUGACAUGCUUGCUUUGGGCCUUGCUACACAUUAUUCGAUGAGUGCUAGGCUUAGUUGGAUCGAUGAACGGCUUGCAAAGUUGGUUACAGAUGAUCCUUCAGUCUUAGACUCUUCUCUUGCACAAUAUGGUGAUGUUGUCUAUCCAGAUAAACAGAGCAUCGUUCAUAGGCUAGAGGCAAUUGAUAGAUGUUUUAGCCGUGAAACAGUUGAGGAAAUAAUUGAUGCUUUGGAAGAAGAGGCAGCUAGGUCGAAUCAGGAUUGGUGUCAUCGUGCACUCAAGAAACUCAAAGAGGCUUCUCCAUUGAGUUUGAAGGUUUCCCUGAGAUCUAUAAGAGAAGGCAGAUAUCAGACACUUGACGAAUGCCUCAUUCGGGAAUAUCGAAUGUCUCUACAUGUAAUUUCAAAAGAGGUCUCGCCCGACUUUUGUGAGGGUAUUCGGGCAAGAUUAGUUGAGAAAGACAUAGAACCGAAGUGGGAUCCUCCCACACUGAAGCACGUAUCAGAUGAUAUGGUUGACCAUUAUUUUUCACCAUUGGGCGAGUUCGAGCCUGAACUGAAGCUGCCAACUCAUUUGCGCGAAGCUUUCAUCUGAUCAUUGGGGAAAUUGCUGUUUUGGUAUCAGCUUAUACCCUCAAGAAAAAAAGGAAACCCAAUUACUUUCUUUUGGUUAAAUAUUUUCUUGUAUCCUAUCCGCAGAUUUUGAUCAAGCAUUAUUAUCCUAUGUGUUUUUAAGCUUUUCUUAAUGAUUUGAUACAGUGGUAUUCUGGUUGAUUGGUAACUAGACUUUGUAAUUGAUCAAGUAAUAUUUUUUUAUAAUUGAUCUCUCUUUCCUUUGGUGGACAAAUUUUGCAA